This is a messenger RNA of Anopheles maculipalpis, 363 nucleotides long. RefSeq lists its product as uncharacterized. Lineage: Eukaryota; Metazoa; Arthropoda; Insecta; Diptera; Culicidae. The transcript has 2 exons. Bases 1 to 363 code for a protein of 120 amino acids. The record is from RefSeq and is a predicted model, not a curated record.
AUGGCCGACAGUAUGUUACAGGAUCCUCUGUAUCGUCACGUUAUGAGCGAAGUGAAGCUCGUUUACACACACAUUUCAUGGAUGUCUCGCUACUACUACACUUGGAACAAUUAUAAUUCCCCGUUGCUGUAUCUGAGGCGAGCGUCAUGGUCGUUCAUGCGGACCAAUAUGAAUUUCGUGACGGAAACCUGGGCAAAUCUGAACACGCUGGUCGCGAACGAUGGUCGUCCGGAGUUGAAGGCACUGCUGAAACCACUGGAAGAUCGUACAGAAGUGUGGGAAUCGAGCAAGAAGUUUCUGGAGGAUGUGAUUCAGCGAUCGGAAUAUUAUUAUGCGCAAAAAUGGAUUGAUGAUGAUGAUUAA